GGUGUAUGCAGAUGAGGAUUCGCUCAAGCGACACGCCGCGAGCGUGCAUCAUCAUCACCAUCAUCAUCAGCAGCAGCAGCAUCAUCAUCAAGAACGUCCCGAGCCGGAAUUGUCACUGAGUGCGGAAGUGUCCAUCAUGAGAGUGAUGAAGCCCACGCCGAUGGUGUCUUCGCAAACGCAGACGCAACACAGCGGGACGCAAACCGCGGCGAAAGUGAGAAGUUCCGUCGGUUCCAUGCCGCAACCGUGUAUUAGUAUCUCUAAGAUCACUCGGGAACCACGAGCACAACUCGAACAAUUGCGCGCCUCUCCGGAGAUUGUUGUUAGUGCGAUCCCCGUUGUGAGCAGCAGCGGCGGCAACAGCAGCAGCAGUAGUACUUGCAGUAGUAGUACUACUACUAGCAGUAGCAACAAGGACCACCACCACAACCACACGCAACACCACCAGAGCAACGCUAGUGGCAAAGGCGCUGCUAGCACGAGUAGCAAGGGUGUGAUGGCGAGGCCCGUGGCUGAAUUUCAGUACACGUGCUUGACGUGCGGAGCAGUGUUCGGAUCGUACGGAGAUAUGGUGAAGCAUCAGCAGGGAGUUCACGGGGGAGUUGUGCCACAGUUGAAAACGAGUUUGCCGCCAGCGACGACUGCAAAGCCUGGCAAGAUGACGCAGAUUAUUGCCAAGAUGCGAUCAGAGCUUUCAGAGCGGCCGAAGCAGGCUGCAAAACCAGCUCAAAUAGUGAAACAAAAUUCGGAAGAUGAUAUGCAUAAUCUGGGGAUUGCAGCGCUUUUCGCGUGUACUUCAGUUGGUUCACCCGCGACGAAAACUGAUUCGAGUCCUUCAAAGUCUUCAAAAGCGGUUGAGGUCAAACAACAACAACAGCAGCAGCAGCAAAAACAGCAAACACCACAGCAGCAACCGCCUCCACAACCACAACAACAGAAGCAAAAGGUCCCACCAUCUCCGCAAAAGAAAUCCCAAGGCGCGAUUAAGGCCUUUGAUUUACGGCUCAUCGACGCGUCGGAUACUGAAUACUUUGCCAAGGUCUCGCACAACAUCGCCGAUAAUUUGACGAACCACAUGGACGGACGUGUGAAUGCCAAGCGGAAGACCCGAAGUGUACCCAUGCGGUUUGUACCGGCAGCCAAGUCGAAGGGCCACGACGAGUCUGUGCUUUCUGCCCCACCGUCGAAACGACGGCGCACGGAAGUGCAAUCCCAGGUGCCCAGAGAAGAUCCGAUAGAAACCGACCCCGAGAAAAUCUUCUUUGCCAAACUUGGCAUGAGGAAGAAGGUGACAGCGGUGUCAUCUGGUGUCGGCGGGGGUUCGCAGGACGGGAAUCCCGGACAGUCUGUGGACAAGGUGAAACAGAUCUACGAGAAAGAGGAUCCGCAGAAUUGGACCACGUUUGCGGGAGAGUUGACGAAGCCGAAGGUGUACAUGUGCGGGGUGUGUGGAGAGCAGACGACGACGUUGGCGAAAAUCAACGAGCACAAGAACAAGGCCCACGGACCCUUUGGGAGAAACGUGCAGCAUUUGGAAUGGGACGGGAGGGCCAAGAUUCCGGACGAGCUUUUGCCUAAGGCGCCCAGGGUGGACGGGGUCAUUAGCGGCGCUGUUCUGAUGGAGCAGACCGAGUUCAGAUGCAUGAAGUGCGGUUCAAUGUCGAGCUCAAACGAUGAACUGCUGAUGCACGUUGGGAAAUGCGCGGAUGAUUCAAGAAAACGCGUUGUGCGCCCAACGACGAAAACCGGACUGAAGCGAUUUUCAAAGAUAAGUCGGUGCGUCGUCAGGGACAGUCCUUCCAGUCCUGUGAAGCCAACAAAUGUUCGGCUGAUCAAGUCUGUCGUCGAACCAUACAAAGGAGCAUUUGUCGGGAAUAAGAAAACCACUGCUGCCAAGACCACAAAUCGAACUCCGACGGCAUCGGCGAAACGUUCGCCGACAAAGCCGAACAACAACAACAACAACAACAGUAGCAGCAAUAACAAUAAUAAUGGCAACACCACCAACAACAACAAUAAGCAGGAGGCUCAAGAUAAACUUGAUGUUUCCAACGGAGGUGGUCUGAAGUUCAUCAUCCGUCACGGGAAGAUGAUCAGCUCGACGGAAGCUGUGAAAGAAGGUUCGAAGAGUGAUACUGAAACCACAGUGACUCCAAUUCCAGUCCCCACCCCGGCAACUGUCACACAAGUGGCGACUAUUUCUGCACCAUCAGUACCACCAGUUCCUCCACCACCUCCUGGUCCUACUGUAGCUACGAUCACACAACAAGUGAUCAUCAAGAAGAAAAAGAAACCCAUUGAAGCGCCUUUACAAAUCGUGCUGCCUUCGCCUCCAACGCAACAGUUUACAGCAACUUUGGCGAAGAAGAAGCCUGCGGCUCCUGUCGUACCCAUCAGUCCGCAACCAGCGACGAUUACCAAAAAAUCGAGGGAGGUGAAACCGGAACCCGUUCAGGCUGCAGUGGAGCCCGAACCCGUGGAUUUCCUAUGCGUGGGCUGCGGUGAAGCCUUUACAAACAAGUCUGCGUCCGAUCGUCAUAGCAGAAAAUGCAUCCGCCUAGCCAAGGAAUCCCCGGUCGUGGUGAAAGAACCAGUCGCAGUGGUCAAAGAGACAGUGGCUCCCAUAGUCAAAGAGCCUGUCGAUGUGCUACCAGAAGUUCCCGCGGAGAAACCUCCUGUGGAACCUGUGGCUGCGAUGGAAUUUUUAGAACCGGAAUUACCAGAGGAGGCAAAACGUGGGCGGAAACCUGGGGGUUUCGCAGGGAAGAAGCGUCGCAGGAACAGUUGUUGGUCUCGUGGGCAGGUGAACAAGAAGAAGUCCAUUAAGCGGCAAUCGUUGCCCGUGAAAAUUGAAACUCCAAUCGUGGCGGAUCUCGAGGAAUUGGCUAUACUGGAUAAGAAGCCCGCCUUUCUUCCUCCUUCACGAAAAAGUCGACGGAUUAGUAAUAAGAAGGACUUGCUACAAGACAAGCUGUUGGAAUUGAUGGACGAGGAGAGGAGUUGUCCCAAUUGUGGCCAAAUGGCUACUGCUCCUGGGUGGAUGGCGCGGCAUAGAAACGUCUGUGAUGCUCCGAAACCGGCUGUUCCGGAGGAAAAACCCACUCGAAGAUUGAAAGCCGAGAAACAAGUGCUCGAUUCAGCGCCAAUCGAAGCUCCAGCCCCUCCCGCACCACCUCCGGAGCCAUCACCAACGCCACCACCACCAGCACCACCUGCGGAACCUAUUGCAUCAACUCCCCCAAAGAGAAUCGGGAAUUCAUCCACCAGGAAACGGAAAAUGAAAGACGCUCCAUCCCCAGUGAAGCCGGUGACACCAGUUGAACCAGACGAGGACGAGCCUAAGCUUCCGGACGGAACCUGUUACGUCUGCCUAAAAGUCAUGACCCACAAGCACAACCUUAGCAGGCAUUACAAAUUCGUUCACGGCCUAGACAAGAGUCCCAGCCCGAAGGAAGCCCGGGAAAUACGAGAAACCCUCGCGUUGGAGAAGGAAGCGGUUGUUGCGGGUACAGUCGAAACAGUCGUGGUUUCGGCCAAACGUGGUAGAACCAUCAAGGGCAAAGCAAGGCGUUUGUCGCUCGACGAAACGAAUCCGAAAGCGAGUUUAGUAUGUUCCAAGUGUUCCCGAUCGUUUCUGCACGCGAGUGCGUUGCGCAGACACGUGAUGGAGUGCGCGGGUCGGCGGAAAGAUGGCGACGACGAUGACGCGAAGCGGGAUCGUGACGACGGUGAAAAUCACGAGGACGAUGCGUGUCCGAACGACUCCAGUUCGUCCGUUUCAAUUGAGUCUUCGAAGAACCAACAACCCCCUCAAGGUUCCAAAGGCGAUGGCUCGAGGGACACGGAAGAGGAAUCGAAAGUACGAUCGAGUUCAGAGCCGCCAGAGCAGAAGAAGCCCGGGCAACCGGAUGUGAUGACCGCUGGAGGAAAACUGUGUAACUUUUCGUGCCAUGUUUGCGGAGCGAGGUUCAGUUGUCGGGGCUGGUUUACCAAACACGUGAAGAAGUGUCACAGUGCCGAAACACCUGUGGAGGAUCUUGCGGUAUUGUCGACGUCCGAAGCGCCAGUGAAAGAAGUUCUUGUUUGUUGUGAAAAGUGCAGUCAAGAGUUCUCUUGUGCGUCGAAACUUGAACAACACAAACAUGUGUGUUCUAAAUUCGAGGAGUGUGAGAAAGAUGACGACGUCGAUGGAGGAGAGUCAGAAGUGUCUUUGUCGUCGGUGUUUGAUACAGUGGAUCUUCUGGCUGUGGCUGUUAGUAAUGAUGCUUUAGAGAAGAAGGAUUUGGUGGAGAUUCAAGAAGCUAUGGGUGUUACUGACGAGGAAAUGGACAAGAUUCUUCAACUUGGUUCUGCGAUGGCAAUCACGGAAUCUUUGGUUGAAGAUCCAGUUAUUUUGGAUCUGGAUGAGGCGUCGAAUGUCGGGAAGUUGGAAGGAAAGGCUGUUCAGGCGGAGGAUCCUCCAGUAAAAGGGAGCAAAGCGAUGAAGUGUUCCAAGUGUCCGGAAACGUUCACAACUCAAAUCUCCCUCAGUCUGCAUAUCAUUAAAACACACGUGGAGCAAUGUGAUGGAGUUGUUGCGAAUGGGGAGCCUCAGGAGUUCAAAAAGAAACUUUCAAACGUUCUUGGAGCUCUUCUCGACAAAGCCAAUAGCUUGGUGAAAAGCAAAACCUCGAAAGAGAGCAGACGGUUUGUGUGCAAAUGGUGUGAUCAUAAAUGCGAGGACUUCAAGAAGUACAAUUCGCACGUCAUGGAACUCCACGGGGACGUCUACUUGACGAAAGGAGAAAAUGCGCUUGAAACCCCUGCGAAAUCUGGAAGUGUCAUGCAAUGCCCCAUUUGCGAUGAGAGUGUGAACAACAGCAACGUUUAUAGUCAUUUGCAUUCCCGUCAUGUGGACUGGAAAAUUGAGUCAUUCCGUAAUGACAGUGAUAAAACAAUGAAGCUUACAAAAAUGUGUGGGAAUCAGUUGGUGACCCUCGAGGCAAAGCUUUGUGAAGAUUCAGGUGAUACGUUGCCCGUGGAAAUGCUGACCAACAACAAUGAUAUUCAUGGUUCUGUGCGAAAAAGUGAUAGUGUGCCGACGGAUGAGAACAAAGUUUUCUGUCAAGAGUGGCAUUGCAAGUUGUCGUUCAAAGAUGCUCAAGCCUUGAGCAAGCAUGUCGGAGAAGAGCACGAAACCAAGGUGCCGUUUGGUGCCAAAUCAAAGAUUGACAACAACGGAAGGUCCCAAGAGGAAAUCAAGGAGCUGGCGUUGAAAGCCAUCGCAGCUUUGGGCCCGAAAACGAAGCGGAGGAAAUCUCUCGCACGCAGAGCCAACUUGCGCGGACGGUCAAAAAUGAACAAGUCCGGGGAUGGGAUCUUCGUCGCCGAAUGAAAAUCUCUUCCUGAUGAAUUGAUAUUGCGGGCAUACAUUUAUUUUAUUGAUUUUUAUUUAUAUUGCGGUGAGUUGUUCUGUGUGGAUCAUUGGGGAACAAAAAUUUUUAGAGGGUCCGGCUGCGAGUUUUGAUUGUAUCCAAAAUACAUUUUAUUGUUCCUUUUUUUUUUCUCACUGACCUGUUUCUUCGCGGUGCUGAUCCGAGAAUUGCUCAAAAGCACGGUACAUUUUUCUUUUUCUCCUGCUGGGUCGAUUUGUGACGGGAGAAAUCAUUUCGUCGCGAUUGAACCGGAUCGGGCUUGUGAUCUGCGGCCUUUUUUUAUUGAGAUGAAUCUGUCCACGGAGCAGAAGUAGUGAGUGAUUCUUGGGAACUUUCGAAGCCGUGGGAUUCGCACGCUGGCAUAAAUUUUUGUAUGACAUGGGAAUUAUCCGGGCAACUGGUGAUCCGUUUGCUAUGUUCGUGUAAUAUUUUACUGUGGGAUGAGUCUGUUCGGGGGUGAUUGUAUGAAAGGCUGUCAAACGGAGUGGGAGAAAAGAAUCAAGGGCUGCGAUGUUGAAAUGAUUCAAUGAUGUAUUUUGAAAAGAAGAGAAAUCUAGUUCCUUUGGAAGUGGUUUAGGAAAAGAAAUCGCACGCGAAUUUCUGUCCAAGUAGCCGAUGUGAAGCAGAUGAUGAUGUUUAAAAGAUUUAUUGAGAUGGAUUGCCAUGCUGAUGGAAAGGAGUCUUUGAGAUGAUUGCUUUGUGUAUGCUUAUUACGCUGAGAUGAAAUUUGGCGAGAUGAAACUGUGCUUUGCCUUAUGUUGUUGAGAAUUGAUACAGCAGCCCAGACAGAUUCACUGUUGA
Messenger RNA from Notodromas monacha, 6215 nucleotides. Lineage: Eukaryota; Metazoa; Arthropoda; Ostracoda; Podocopida; Cyprididae. The record is from the annotation of a GenBank genome assembly.